Messenger RNA from Monoraphidium neglectum, 156 nucleotides. RefSeq lists its product as hypothetical. The record is from RefSeq and is a predicted model, not a curated record. NCBI's taxonomy places the organism in Eukaryota, Viridiplantae, Chlorophyta, Chlorophyceae, Sphaeropleales, Selenastraceae. The transcript has a single exon. The annotation marks the transcript as partial.
GUCAAGAAGCAGCGCCACGCCCUGGGCCGCCUGUUCCGCCAGUUUGGCCUGGACCAGUUCCGCAUGAGCCGCUACAUUCUGCAGCACAGGCAGGCGCUCUUCACCGCCCACUACAAGAGGGAGGUCAUGGCCAAGCUGGGGUACCCGCCAUUCUGA